CUGGACAGCGAAACGGUUUCCCCAGCUCGAUCUCCUUGCCUUCCUCGCCGGCCACUUACAUAUACGCGCCCUCGAAACUGCCAUUUCCCACCGCACGGAUACUACUCCUCACUACACUCCAUGGCUCGCCACUCACUCAGGACCGACUCGAGAGCUUGUAGCUCGCUGUUGAAGUACUGUCCAAUGUGCCUGCUCAAACAAGAAUCGAGCUGCGAGUCGACGAGCUCCUCCCUGGCAUCCACGUCGCCCUCGUCGGCGCAGCACCUGCGGCAAGUCCCAGCCAAGCGCCCCGCGGGGCGCACCAAGUUCAGGGAGACGCACCACCCAGUCUUCCGCGGCGUGCGCCGCCGCGGCCGCGCGGGGCGGUGGCGGUGGGUGUGCGAGGUCCGCUUGCCGGGGCGGAGCGGGUCCAGCCUCUGGCUCGGCACCUUCCGCGCCGCCGAGGCGGCCGCGCGCACGCACGACGCCGCCAUGCUCGCGCUCCGUGGGCUACGGGCCGCCGCUGCAUGCCUCAACUUCGACGACUCGGCGUGGCUUCUCCCCGUGCCGCCACCGACCGAGCUACGCGGCGCGGGCGACGUCCAGCGCGCCGUCGCGCGGGCCGUGGAGGGCUUCCUCCAGCUGCGGCGGCGAGAGGCUGCUGCGCCGCUCGCCUCCGAGGACGCGAUGUCCGCGACGUCGGAGCCAUCCGCCACCGACGACGACGCGGCCACGGAGACGGAGGCGUCCUCCGCGGCCAUCGCUGCUUGCAUGAGCGACGUCGUCCAAGAGACCUCGCCGUUCGAGCUGGACAUGCUGAGCGACAUGGGCGCGGGCUUGUACUACGCAAGCCUGGCGGAAGGGCUGCUCAUGGAGCCGCCGACGUCAGCGUCGUGCUCCGACGACGGCGACGGUGACGUCGCUGACGUGUCACUCUGGAGCUACUAGAACUGAAGUAGACGCUUGUACAUGACUUUGCUCCUUCCUUUUGGAUUGCUAAUCCUAUUUUCGUACGUUUUCUGCUUUCGGUAAUGUGAAUAUGUAUA
Molecule: messenger RNA, 1025 nt
Organism: Phragmites australis (common reed)
Lineage: Eukaryota; Viridiplantae; Streptophyta; Magnoliopsida; Poales; Poaceae
Product: dehydration-responsive element-binding protein 1I-like
Exons: 1
Coding region: 121-927 (268 amino acids)
Biological process (GO): regulation of DNA-templated transcription
Molecular function (GO): DNA binding; DNA-binding transcription factor activity
Source: RefSeq, a predicted model, not a curated record